Messenger RNA from Mycena indigotica, 504 nucleotides. RefSeq lists its product as uncharacterized. The record is from RefSeq and is a predicted model, not a curated record. Bases 1 to 504 code for a protein of 167 amino acids. The transcript has a single exon. Lineage: Eukaryota; Fungi; Basidiomycota; Agaricomycetes; Agaricales; Mycenaceae.
AUGUCGAGAAUACGACGCGGACCUGACAUUGAUAACUUGAAGGAAGCUGCCCCGCCUCAAAGCGUUAUAAAGGUCGAGAGAAUGCCAAAAGCGCUCGAAAAAUCGAACCACAGACUUGUUUUCGACCAUGUGUUGAUCCCGCCACCCAAUUUUCGUGUCAAAAAUCGUGUUCCGAAUUCUUCGCUCAGACACUGGCACCCAAACACCAGCUCCGUUGCAUCUACUUCUCAAAUCAUGUCACAUAUCGAUACCUCUAUAUCGUACACGCCAGCAUCGUCAGAGGAGCCCGAGACCACACCCUCACGGAAGUUUACGCAUUCCUCACUCGACAGUCAGCUUAGUCAGGCCAUCGAAGAGCUUUCGCAAACGCAUGGGUUCAACGUUGGCAUGGUGCGCAAGGUUUUCUCCAAGACCGGCAGCUUAGCCGAGGCGGACUCGAUUCUGCGAGAAAUGCGAGAGGCGGCAGAUGAUGUAGCGUCGGCGCAAUUGGAGGGUUGGGAAUAG